Molecule: messenger RNA, 944 nt
Organism: Ostrinia furnacalis (Asian corn borer)
Lineage: Eukaryota; Metazoa; Arthropoda; Insecta; Lepidoptera; Crambidae
Product: ommochrome-binding protein-like
Exons: 2
Coding region: 68-910 (280 amino acids)
Molecular function (GO): protein binding
Source: RefSeq, a predicted model, not a curated record
UAAACAUCUCGCCUAAGGUUUGUUCGUUUCGCCAGUUAUCUGUGGGCUAUCAGUAGACUCGAUCAGCAUGAAACUGGCACUAGUUCUAGCCAUACUAACCAUCGCAAAAGCAGGAGUCAUCAAAGAAGAAACCACAGAAAAACCAUGCGAUGGUGUUCUGGUCAACGGUGUUUACCAUGAAAAAGACGUCAUCAAGGAAGACCUGGAUAGACCCUACAUGCUGGCUAUAGACAACAAAACCGGUACUCUGUACUUCAGUUACAGUGUAAAAGAAAACGACGAUGUUUUCAAAUCCGCAAGAAUCAACCUUGAAACCAAAGAAUUCAACGAUAUAGACAUUGUCAACGGUUUUGCCCAGACCAUAGAUGCAGCGAAUCACAUUGUUUACAUUGGCUCUAACAAUGGCAUAUACCAGUACUAUCCCAACACAGACACUGCUGAGUAUUUUGGACAGAGAGGAGCUGAUAUUUGGGCAAUAUACUUCAAAGACGCUCUAUACUUCUCGGAGUUCCCAUCGCAGUUUUUGUACACUUUCAUCAACGGAACUGCUGUAAGAUUUAGAGAUUUAGAAGACACUAAAGUGGACCACUUCAUUAUAGAUAAAGAUGAUGAUAUGUUCUACACUAAUGCUACAGGAUUGUAUGCUCAGAAGAAAGGAACCAAAGAUGCUGUGUUAUAUGAAGAAUUUCCUCACGUUGGGCCUAGAGGCGUAGCAACAGAUGUGAAUGGAAAUGUCUAUGUUUGUUUACGUGACGGCAUUUUUGCUGUAGAUAAGACAGAACACAGUUUGAAGAAAGCUGUUGAUGUGCACGAAUGUUUUGGAAUCGCUUUCGAUGUUGACAAUAACAUAGUUUACGCCGAUUAUAGAAGCAUUGUCAGACUGAAACCUAAUAAAGAGAAAUCUUGUUGAUGUGGUCUUGUUAAUGGUUGCUAGUCAAUUAUUU